This is a messenger RNA of Ictalurus furcatus (blue catfish), 2580 nucleotides long. RefSeq names its product follistatin-like 1a (gene fstl1a). Gene Ontology annotation, biological process: regulation of BMP signaling pathway; multicellular organism development; cell differentiation. NCBI's taxonomy places the organism in Eukaryota, Metazoa, Chordata, Actinopteri, Siluriformes, Ictaluridae. The transcript is spliced from 11 exons. The record is from RefSeq and is a predicted model, not a curated record. The coding region runs from base 110 to 1048 and encodes 312 amino acids. Gene Ontology annotation, molecular function: calcium ion binding; protein binding.
CGAGCUUUCCUUCAGCUCACGGCGUCACAGCUGACGGUCGAAGCUACAAAAGCUUUAAACACACCGCCUGGGACACUCAGCGCGCGCGAGAGCAAGACGUCUGACUACAAUGUUGAGAAGCGCACCUUUGUUCGUUUUGCUCGCUGUGGCUGUCUGUCACGCCGAGCAGCUGAAAAGUAAGAGUAAGGUGUGUGCCAAUGUGUUUUGUGGAGCAGGACGAGAAUGUGCUGUGACCGAGAAAGGAGAACCCAGCUGCCUGUGUAUUGAGCAAUGUAAACCCCACAAGCGUUCAGUAUGUGGCAGUAACAGCAAGACAUACCGCAACCACUGUGAGCUUCACCGUGAUGCCUGUCUGACCGGACUCAAGAUACAAGUGGCUUAUGAUGGACACUGUGAAGAGAAAAAGACAGACAAGGUUGCUGCCAGCCCAAUUGUGUGUUACCUUGCGGAUCGUAACGAGUUGAGGAGCCGUGUGAUCGAGUGGCUGCAGACCGAGGUGGUUUCAGAUGGCUGGUUCAGCAAAGGCUCCAACUUCAGUGACGUCCUGCUGAAAUACUUCCAGAACUAUGAUAAUGGAGAUGCUCAGCUGGACUCCACCGAGCUCCUUAAGUUUAUUCAGCAUAAUGAGACGGCCAUCAACAUCACCUCAUACACGGAUGAGGAGAACAACAGAUUGCUGAGGAGUCUGUGUGUGGAUGCCCUGAUUGAGCUCUCGGACGAGAAUGCUGACUGGAAAUUGAGUUUUGAUGAGUUUCUCAACUGCCUCAAGCCUGGCUUCAAUCCUCCUGAGAAAAAGUGUGCACUGGAGGAUGAGACGUAUGAGGACGGAGCUGAGACACAGGUGGAGUGUAACCGCUGUGUCUGUGCCUGUGGGAACUGGGUCUGCACCGCUGUGACCUGCGACGGUUCAGAGAAGUUACCAGCUUUGGAGGAAAUGGAUGGAGGGGAUAAAGAGAUGACCGAGGAAGAGUGGAGCCGCAGAGUCGCUGAGCUCAACAAACACCAGGAAACUGUAGAGAAGAUGAAAGUGAACACCAAGGAGGUCUAAGUAAAAGCGACGAUGCAGAAGAGCAGAUUAAAGGACGAUGAUAUUGGACGUGAAUAGUCUACCACUCUUGUUCAGUCCACUGUAGUGAUAUCAUUUGUGUGGUUUUACUUUAUAUUGUUUCAUAUCAUUGUGUUAAUUAUUCUAAAUUUCAGUACACACUGUUUUAAUGUUAAUCUUUUGAGGAGAUCUCAUAGAGACCUACUCUGUUUACUAUGACUUUUUCUUUUCUUUUUUUUUUAGAAACUAUAUUUUAUACUACCACCUUUUGAAAUGGUGUUGAGAGUUUCCUAGCAGUUGGCAAAGUUUGAAUGAAUGUGUGGUUGUGCUCACAGCACUGAUGUAUUAUCUAUAUAAUCACGGUAAUGAAUGCUUGGAAAAACAAAAGCAAUCCAAAAUCAGCAUGAAACAUGUUACGCCACUGAUAAACAGCACCAAGGCACUUAAGCUCUUCGUCAGACAAUUUAUUAGAUGGCCGGUAAUUUUUAACUCCUCACAUUAAUAAACCACCAAAGGACAGUCUGUACCACACGGGUCAGGUUAAACACUUUACACUCAGCUUACAAUUAAAAUGAUCAAGGUGUUGUAGGAAAUUCUUGAGUAUUUCCACAACAGGCCCAGUUUUGGGGAACGAAUCUGAGAAGAACAGCUUUUAUGAAACAGAAGAUUAAAAAGAUGAACAGGUAAACCCACCUUUUCUAUAAGCGGGUCGUCCCUUCUCAGGCUCAAAAGGAAUGAAAUUCUAUUUACAUUACUGAUUAUUGCCAUCAAUGAGUAUUCUAAAUUAUAUGCCUAUUUACACGAGUUGACAUCAUUGUCUCCAUUUUGAUGUUCCUUUUGAUAAUAUGAUCCAAUGUGAUUCGGUUCUAUCAGUGAUAGAACUUUGAUCAAUAUAAGGAUAUCUAUUUACUCUGGUUAAAUAUAUGGAUGUACUGAUUAUGAGAAGUAAAGUAAAUCAUAAAUUAAGACCCCUUCUUCUCUAAAGUAGAUGCAAAUAGUAAAACAUGAGGGGAUAAUGUGGUGUACUGUUACCACCCCAAAUCUGAUUCUUUCCCCAAUGAUGAUACAUUUUUCUUUGUUCAGUAACACAUUUGUAAAUCAGUUUAUUCAUUUAUUACGUUUAGAUUAUAUGGAUCAUCCACCAUACAAGUCCCUGUGCAGGUUGUUGCUAUUUUAUAUCUAAUACAAAUGGCAUCUAUAAAUAAAACAGUAUAUACGGUAUGUACAUCAGGUACAGGAUAAACUGCUGAAUAAGGAAUCCUGAGCAUGAUUUAUUAGAUUUUUUGAGGAAAUGUGAUAUGUUGUUUCAACGUUUGCCGUGAACUAAAUAGUAUUCAGUGACAGUUCUGGUCUCGGAGACUUACUCACACACUUCCUGAAAUGUACAGUGCAUUACAUUAUUGGGUGUAUCAGUGUAAUUUAUUCACUUUGUAUUCUUGUACACUUUGAUACACUGCCCUUGAAUUGUUCAUUUUAAACAGCCAACACAUCUGGCAUAGCACCAAUAAACCAUGUAGUGUAUCAAAAAUGAUGAA